AUGAAUCGGCUUGACAAGGAGGUGGUGCACGACAUUUGCACCAACCAAGUAGUGGUCACCCUUCAGGCCUGCGUCAAGGAGCUGGUGGAGAACGCCCUGGACGCGUCCGCCCGGCGCAUCGAGGUGCGGCUCCGGGAGAACGGCGCGGAGCUGCUGGAGGUGGUGGAUGAUGGGCGAGGGAUUUGCGCCGAAGACUUCGAGAAGGUUGCAUGCAGGCAUGCCACCUCCAAAAUCCGGGAAUACACCGACCUGAGCUCCGCCAACUUCUCCACCUAUGGCUUCAGAGGCGAGGCGCUUUCUGCCAUUUGCGCCAUGGGGGACCUCACCAUCGCCACCAAGACGGAGACCGCCGCGGCGUCUCUCUUGUCUUACGACAGAUACGGCAAGCUGCUCAGCAGCUCCUCCGUAGCGCGAGAUGUGGGCACCACCGUCUCGGUCCGGGAGCUCUUCAAGAGGCUCCCGGUGCGGCACAAGGAGUUCACCCGCAACGCGAAGGCCCAGGUGAACGCCACCCUGCGCCUGCUCCAGUCUUAUGCCAUUGCGCAGCCAGAGGUGCGCUUCGCCGUGGUGUCAGAGAAGCUCCGCGGCACGCAGGGAGCCAAUGCCGCCAACCGGGCCACGCUGCUCUGCACCUCAGGCGCAGCUGCUGAUUGGCACCAGGCCGCCGCGGCGGUGCUGGGGGACGCCGCGCUGAGCGGCUGCGCGCGGCUGCGCUUGGAGGUGGGCGCCUGGCGCGCGGAAGGCCUGGUCUCGUCGCCCGGCGCUGGCCGACGCCACCGCGACAUCCAGCUCUUCUUCGUGAACGGGCGGCCCAUCGACGCGCCCAAGCGUGUGGUGAAGCUGAUCAACGACGACACCUACCAUCAGUACAACUCCCGCGCCUGGCCGCUGGUGAUUCUGGCCUUCACAGCUCCCCAGGGCAUGGUGGAUGUGAACGUAACCCCGGACAAGAAAACGGUGUUCCUGCACCAAGAGGACCAGCUGCUGAGCCAGCUGCAGGCCGCCCUCACGGAGGUCUUCGCCGGUCCCGACCGGCAAAGGCUGGGUACUCUCAGCGGGGUUCGCAGCUCCGAGGCUCGAGCGCCCAUCGACAGCGACAGUCAGGAAAAGGACGCCCCAGACACUCCGCAGCCGGCCAAAGCGAUCGCGACGCCAUGCCAUCCGGAUGAAACGCCGGAGAAGUGCCACGUCUCGGCGGCCCACCUGACGCAAGAAGAGACACAGAGCUCGAGCGCAGCUUCGAGCUUGCAUCUGGUGGAACUGGCCACCAUGCAGGCAUCUCCGCGACGAGAUCCAGGUUCGGUGUCCUCGCCGGUCUGGUCUCGCCCUCUAAAGAGGAGGCAUUCAGAGCUGGAGUUGGAGGUCAUUGAGUUGCAGGAGCCCUUGGCGCCCUUGGGCGACUCGCAGGCCUCCGCGGAAGGAGAGCAGAUGGACCUUCGCGUCGAGGAAUACCAGCCAGAGGUUUCUUCAGGAGAGCAGAUGGACCUUCGCGUCGAGGAAUACCAGCCAGAGGUUUCUUCAGGAGAGCAGAUGGACCUUCGCGUCGAGGAAUACCAGCCAGAGGUUUCUUCAGGAGAGCAGAUGGACCUUCGCGUCGAGGAAUACCGGCCGGAGGUGUCUCCAGGAGAGCAGAUGGACCUUCGCAUCGAGGAAUACCAGCCGGAGGUGUCUCCAGGCCCGCCGGCGGAUGACACAGAGGCGAUCGGCCUGCCAGCGCUGGGGUGCAGCUUCAAGAGCUCCGUGACCUUGGAAGGACUGCGGUCCCGCAAGAAGGCCAAAGCUUCGGAGUCCUCGAACGAGGGCGUGCACAUUCCAAGGGCCUUCUCGCUGGCGUCUCUGGGAGGAGCAGGCGCCUCCAUCGAGGAGGUGGCCCAGUUUGACGGGAGCUUCCGGUUCGACAAGAGCUGCUUCUCCCAGAUGAGGGUCAUUGGCCAGUUCAACUUGGGCUUCAUCAUCGCCGCGCUGCAGGUCGGCAGCUCCCCAGACCUGCAGCUCUUCAUCGUGGACCAGCACGCCUCGGAUGAGAAGUUCCGCUUCGAGGCCUUGAACCGGGAAAGCCGCAUUGAGCGGCAGCCCUUGGUGAACCCGCACCCGCUGCAGCUGGCGCCCGCGCAGGAGCAGCUGGCUGAAGCACACCUCGAGGUUUUUCGGCGGAACGGUUUCGAGCUGCUGAAGGACGAGGCCAAGCCCCCGGGCCGACGCUUGCGGGUGGCGGCGCUGCCCAGCUGUCAAGGUAUGGUCUUCAACGAGAAGGACAUCCAUGAUCUCUUGUACAAACUGGAGGAGGCUGAGCAGGCGGAGAAUGUCACGGGCAGUCCGCACAAAGGAGGCCUGCUAGAUCUGGACGCCCAUCGCGGUAGCUGGAGCUCGGCGCUGGUCCGGCCCCAGAAGGUCUGGACACUGCUAGCCUCGAAGGCCUGCCGCUAUGCCACCAUGGUGGGAAAGGCCUUGAGGAUCAGCGACAUGGAGAAGAUCUUGCGGAACCUAGGCACGCUGCACCAACCCUGGAAUUGUCCGCAUGGGCGCCCGACCAUGCGGCACUUGGUGGAUACCAGCGCUGCCCGGAAGGCGCGUGCCUGA
This is a messenger RNA of Effrenium voratum, 2580 nucleotides long. Lineage: Eukaryota; Dinophyceae; Suessiales; Symbiodiniaceae. The record is from the annotation of a GenBank genome assembly.